Molecule: messenger RNA, 3963 nt
Organism: Prionailurus viverrinus (fishing cat)
Lineage: Eukaryota; Metazoa; Chordata; Mammalia; Carnivora; Felidae
Gene: TMEM184A
Product: transmembrane protein 184A
Exons: 10
Coding region: 2024-3394 (456 amino acids)
Biological process (GO): transport
Cellular component (GO): early endosome membrane
Molecular function (GO): transporter activity
Source: RefSeq, a predicted model, not a curated record
GCGGCUGGGCCUCCAGGAGGGCAGCCUGGGACCCGCGGGGCUCCCCUUGUCCCCCUCCGGCCACAAGGGCACGUCACUGGCCACACCAGAAGCUGGCAGGCUAGAUGUUCUACCACGUGAGUCUGUCCCACAAGCUAGAAGCCCGCGGGAGAGCGAGCGGGGGCUCAGGAUCUGCAGGCAGAAACCAGCGGGGAUCCCCGUGCGCCCAGGAUGGCCUUCUGGGCUGGGGGGGCGGUUCUGAAACAGAGAGUCUUAACCUGAGAAACCCUCCAGGGCGGGCAGUGGAAAGACGGGGCCGAAGCCUCCGGACCAGCGUGAGCUUGCCGAGGGUGGGGCAGAGGGAAACCUCGAGGGCUCUUUUCCUCGGCAGACGCUGCCCGUGCUGGGCACAGACUGGCCGAGGGAAUCCAACCAGACUUCCUGGAGGCGGCACCGACUCCUAAACGGGGAAGGCGCUUCACUCACCUGCUGCUACGGGGAGCCUGAGUGACCAAGGUCCCGCCGCCCCCUCCUGGUGCCUGCACCUGUCAGGGACACGGUGGGGAACUGAGGCAGGCCCAUCCCUGGGAGACACGGGACUCCUUUGUGGCCGGCUUCGCCCCCCCUUGGUCUCGGGCAGCCGUGUCCCCAGCCUGACCGCUCCCACCCUGGCCUUCCCCGGUAAGAUCCUGCACACCAAACCGCACUUGGUGGGCCGCUUGGGGGACCGGGACCGGCACAGGUUCUAAGGACACAGGAGCCGACCGGAGAAGGGAAGGGAUCUCCACACAUACGAGGACCCCCAAGGUGACUCGUGUGUCCUGACGGGUGGGCAGUAAUGUCAUGGCCAGAGCGAGGAAGCCCGGGGGGCGGGCACGGGAGACCUUAGGUGGGAGGGGAGGAGCUGGCCCCCGGAGAGGCAGCCCCCCCAGAGCAGGAGCAGAGGCCUGGUGUCCUCAGGUCAACACUUCGGACCAGCGUCUGCCCUGUGCAGUCAUGACUUCUCCUGUGUAACAAGCAGGGGACCUGAGGCUUGGGUAGGGUCCCGUCUGAGCCUGGGUUUCGGAUCCGCAGCCUCUGGCUUUCUGUUUGGUCCCUAAAUGCACAGCAACUAGGACUCACACACGUGCUGCUUGGCACCGUGGCCAGGCUCUGGGGCCCACCCUUCUCGGCCCUCACUCAGACUGGAGGGAGGUGGCCACCCUGGUCACCCACGUGUGCCAGAGGGGGAAACCGAGGCGGAGUCACGUGGCCGCCCUGAGAAGAGGCAGGGGCGCGCUGGCGGACGCGGGCUGGGGACACGGGGCGGGGCCGGCCCUCGGCCGCCCACCUGGACGGUGGACGUGUAAUGGAAACCAGGCCCCCAGCACCUUCCUCAAGUCAUCGACAGCGGCCCGAAGCUCGUAAAACACAGACCGACACUCGAGGCUCCCGGCCCGGAAGCCGCCCUGCCGUGCAAAUGCAGGCACGGGACUCUGCCCUUUGCCGCGGCCGCGCCCUCCCGGCUGCGACGAUUCUGGGGGAGAGGGACGCACUCGACAGAGACCGCGAAGCCUCGGUUUCCGCAGGCGGGGCUGUGUGCUCCGCGGACGUGGACGCGGGUGGCGCUUAGCCAGCGGUCAGACUGCAGUUCGGCCUUGCAGUGAUUUGUGGCCCAGCGUGAAUCAUGAUCUUUGUUUCGGGCCAGUUUGCCAGCCCCUGCAGCCCAGACUGCCAGACGAGGCUCCUUUGUCAAGGCCGUGCCCUUGGUCGACAGGGCGCGAUCUGGCCGGCCCAGCGCCACUGAGCUGCACGUGGAGACCCCCGGGCCCCUCCCUCGCAUGCCCCCCAGUUCCUUAGAGGACGUGGGGGCGUGGAUCCAGCUCCGAGCCAAGGGCCGGCAGGUGCCCUUGGGGGUCAAGAGAAGCCAGGGAGGGCAGCCGCUGUCUGCUGUCACCCCGAGCUGCUUAUCCAGGGCUUUGACAGAGCCCCGGUCCCCCCUAAACCAGGUAGGACAACUAACCGGGGGCAUCAGACGCUGCUCGCGGGACCGGCUCUUCCGUUAAUGCCCUGCAGUGAAGUUGGAAACCAGGAGGGGGGCACGCGGAAACCCGUGGCCCCACGCAGCCCACGCCCACCCCACCCACCGAGACCCCUCCUGGCCGCCUGGGGCCCAGGCAGGAGCCACCUGACCGGCUGGCACAGGCAGAUGACUAACGCCUCGGGGCUCCUGGGAACAUGGCCACGGCCCAGCCCCGGGCCGGCUGUGCCCACCGUGCCCGCCGGGCCACAGAUGGACCGCAUGGGGAACAGCUCCCAGGGCGCCUCCCGGCUCUUCCUCACCACCGCGUUGGCCCGCGGCAUCUCGGGGGUCUUUGUGUGGACCGCCCUGGUGCUCACCUGCCACCAGAUCUACCUGCACCUGCGCUCCUACACGGUCCCCAACGAGCAGCGCUACAUCAUUCGCCUGCUCUUCAUCGUGCCCAUCUACGCCUUCGACUCCUGGCUCAGCCUCCUCCUCCUGGGGGGCCACCAGCACUACGUCUACUUCGCCUCGGUGCGUGACUGCUAUGAAGCCUUUGUCAUUUACAGCUUCCUGAGCCUCUGUUUCCAGUACCUGGGGGGCGAGAGCGCCAUCAUGGCUGAGAUUCGGGGGAAGCCCAUCCGGUCAAGCUGCAUCUACGGCACCUGCUGCCUCCAGGGCAUGUCCUACUCCAUCGGCUUCCUUCGCUUCUGCAAGCAGGCCACACUGCAGUUCUGCAUCGUGAAGCCCAUCAUGGCCGCGGUCACCAUCGUCCUGCAGGCGUUCGGCAAAUACCACGAUGGGGACUUCAACAUCCACAGCGGCUACCUCUACAUCACCCUGGUCUACAACGUCUCUGUCAGCCUGGCCCUCUACGCCCUGUUCCUUUUCUACUUGGCCACCAAGGAGCUCCUGCAGCCCUUCGAGCCUGUCCUCAAGUUCUUCACCAUCAAGGCCGUCAUCUUCCUCUCUUUCUGGCAGGGGAUGCUGCUGGCCAUCCUGGAGAAGUGUGGGGUCAUUCCUGAGGCCCAGGUCAUCGACGGGAGCAAGGUAGGGGCCGGCACGCUGGCCGCGGGCUACCAGAACUUCAUCAUCUGCAUCGAGAUGCUGUUUGCCUCCAUCGCCCUGCGCUACGCCUUCACCGUCCAGGUCUACGCGGAGAAGGAGAGCUCGCCAGCCCCCGAGGCACCCAUGCACAGCAUCUCCAGCGGCCUCAAGGAGACCAUGAGCCCACAGGACAUCGUGCAGGACGCCGUCCACAACUUCUCACCCGCCUAUCAGCACUACACCCAGCAGGCCACUCACGAGGCCCCGAGCCCUGGUGCCCACCCCAGUGUGGCUGGAGGCUCUGGCGGCCUCAGGAAGAGUCGCAACGUGGAGAAGAGAAUGCUGAUCCCCGCAGAGGACCUGUAGGAGGGCCACGGGGACACCGGCCACCUGCCUGGACCAGGCUGCCCAGGCCUCUGGGAAAGCACAGGGCCCCUCACCCUCUUGCCAAAGGUGAAGCCCCUCCUGGGAGCCCUGGUGCCAGGCCGGUGGCACCACUUCCCAGCCUUCCUCCCGCCAGCAGGCCCGUGGCCCCAGGAGAGGGCGCCUGAGUUUAUCUGACGAACCGGGAACCCACCGGGCUCACCUGGCCGUCAUGGGGCUGUCGUGAGGCAGGCACCGGCAGGGCAGGGGCGGAUGGACGGACCUCACUCUGGGCCCUGGGAGAGCGAGGCAGCCCCGGCCUGAGGACACUGGAGCUGUAGGCGCUACGGGCCGGUGGGGGCAGGGGACUGGGCUGGGCAGAGCUGCUUUGCACCCCCUCCAGCCCUGGGGACUCCUGAAAAGCCCCCACCCGGGGAAGGCGUGCCUGAUGAGGCUCUGGGAGGUGCCCAGGGCCACCUGCACAGAACCUUCACCCUGGGCAGCCCGCGAAGCGUGUGGGGCUCCUGGGGGCAUCACCUAUUUAUACAUAAACAGCCUGCGUUUUCUAGUGA